CGUCACGGUGGGCGCCUCGUGCAUGUGCGGUCUGCUUCUUAAGUUUAUAUGGCUCAUUAAAUGUCAUUAUUGAGGAGAAAUAUUUUAACCCGCGGUCUUAGUUCAGUAAUUUGGAUUCUGCAGAAAUCGUCUGCACACAUCUCUCUGAAGUCUAUGAAGUAACUUACAUCGAGUAAAAUGACUAGAAAAUCUGUUAAAAGAUGUAAAAACAAACCAUCAUCAGAAACACCCAGACGUCUGUAUAAACGGUCAAGAGGCUCUUCAGCUGAAGAGGACCCAGAAUCAGAAAACAUACCUCCUAAUUCAACCCCUUCACAAAAUAAAUCUGUAAGAGAGAUAAAUGCAGUAUUAGCAAGUCAAACCCCAUCACAUCUGAAUAUCACUGCAGCAGCAGAUCAGGGAAGUCCAGUCAGUGCUCCAACAAUAAGCAACACAAGUGUACAAGGAAACAUAAUCAUAAAACAUAACUCCUUUUUAGUAACAGUGGUGGUGCCUAAUUCUGAUAAUCAACUUUUAUCUGAGUGUCACUCAAAAAGUGUAAAAGAUGAAGUGGAUGAACAGAAUCAGAUUAUUCCUCACAAGACUAAAGAGAUCCUUCAGAAAUCGGAAAACUCCCAGAUUUUACAUUAUCGGUCAAGGUCAAGGUGCCUGACCUAUGGAGAUAGUGUGGUGGACCAACCUACAUUAACUCUUGCAGAGGUGAAAAAGAACACAAAUUACUUGAGAGAGAUUACUACAACUGGGAAGAUCUUAGAGACGCGACCACCAAUCAACAUUCAGCAGUGUGAAGAAGAGAUGAAUUGGUCUCACUACGCCUUGUAUGAUAAUACAGCAACAGUUCACCUGAGUUUGGCAGAUACUUUUAAAGUAAACCUCGGUCAGUGGUAUAGAUUUAAAAGUGUUUCUAUUUGUGACUUUGGUGAGGGAAAUGUGCUCUGUUCAACUGGGCUCACAAAACUUAAGUCGUUUACUCCUUUGAGAGACAAUAUAAAGUACCCUAAAGAGACGGUUAUAUCAGGCGGGGUCACUGAGGCAUUAGUGACCUUUGAAUAUUUUUGUUCGUGUGGAGCUUUAGUCACUCUGUCGGACACCAGAUCGUUUCACAUUAAAUGCGGCGAGUGCAAAAAGAGCUGCAGAUGUGCAAAUGUUCAAAACAAGGCCAAGGCUGAAGUCACCAUAAAACAGACCAGUGGAGCUGACCAGAGAGUUGUGUUAACUGAUGCACUACUGCACUCCAUUGUCAACUUUAAGAAAGAGGGAUUCGGUGACAAUCAUCAGCUGGAGUAUAAACUGCUAAGAGCUGAGAAAAUGACUGUGAUCUGUGUGGAUGGUGAACUUCAGCGUGUACAAAUUGAACCAGUGGAUAAAGCCAAAGACAGUUGCCGUGUGACUGGGUGGAAACGUAUAAAAAGUCUAUGUUUACUCUCAUAAAGCUUUGUCUUACCUCAAAUCCAUCAUGGACUAUCUAGCAGCUCUGUAGAUGAUGCAUGGGACACCACUCUCAUUGGGCUUAUCACAUAAAGGGUUGGUGGACUUCUAUGCUUCCAUCAUUGAAUUUAUAUUCAUCUGCUUUAUCACCAUUUGUUUUGCUGCUGCCAUUGCCAAGAACAAAGGUAGACUGCAAUGUGUCAAAGAUUUCAUAGCUGAGAAGGGGAGCACACAGGUCAGACUGCUAGAAAGCACCUUGUGACCUCAAUUUGUGUCAUUUCUGUCAUCUCACUUACUUUAAACAUCGUACACUAAUGACCAGUGAAUGUCCCUUUCUUUAGUGAUAUUUGAAUAUUUUUUGUAACAAUUUUUUUUAAUGUAUUGUAGAUGAUAGUCAUUGUUAAGCAUUAUGUUACAUUGCUGCCAUCUAGGGAUUGGGGCAGGUAUAACAAUAACAAAGAGCAAAUUAAAGGGAGAGUCAAUUUGGCAUACCUAAACAAAUUACUUACACGUUGUAAACCCAUGGUAUUGGCAGCAAAACGAUUCUCUUUCUGAUAUAAAAUGUUUCACAGCAUUCAUUGAAAUUUAUUGGUUAGAUGCAGAAGUCAAAAGCCUGUUUAUAGAAAUGAGUGUUAUACAAAUGUUUU
Molecule: messenger RNA, 2075 nt
Organism: Paramisgurnus dabryanus
Lineage: Eukaryota; Metazoa; Chordata; Actinopteri; Cypriniformes; Cobitidae
Source: RefSeq, a predicted model, not a curated record